UCUUUGCCCAAGAACAGAGUUUUUCUUGAUCACGUCACUUCUAACAGAUAUGAUUUGUAUCUCUUGACAGAAACCUGGUUAAAAGACCACCACUCUAUGACAUCUAUGCUCAAUCAUUGGAUCAAUGAUUAUGCUGUGUUGAGGUGCGACAGAAGUCACAGAGCCGGGGGUGGAGUUUCGAUGUUCAUUAGGAACACAUCAAAUUAUACAAUCAUUAUAUCCGAGUCAGUUCCAGAAGCGGCGGAUAUCGCUUCACCCGAAUUUCGUCUCAGGAUUGUACUGAUAUACAGACCCCCUUCCUCAACCCCUUCUUUUUCCGAGCAGUUAGCAGAAGCAGUUCCCGAUCUGACAACUGUGUCAUUUCCCGUUAUAGUACUAGUUACAUUUGCUUCGCAUGGAUUUAAGCAGUACAUUAAAGAGCCCACCAGGGGCAACAAUAUUUUAGAUCUACUUUUCUCAAACGACCAUGAACUUUUGAGCAAUGUGUCCGUCAACUCAUCGUGUGACUAUACAAGCAUUACAGACUAUCUUUUCAACAUUUUAUGGAUCGAAUCUUUUGAAUCAGUUUCUACGGUAGACGAGAAAUAUGACAAUGAUAAUCUGCCGCCAUUUUCACCAUCGAUUUCAAGUGAAAUGAAUACUUUCCCUCAUUUUGAUCCCAACGACAUUUACGACGCCUUAGUCAAAUGGCCUAUGUCAUAUUCUAUCACUCCAGACCAUAUCCCCUUUGUAUUUGUCAAAAAUGUAGCCCAUGUUGAUGCGUUUCCCCCUUCAUAUUUAUUCAAUCAGUCAAUGAUGUUCUCGGAAGUUUUUAGACUCUGGAAGCACUCCUACAUCACCCCGAUUUUGAAAAAACCACCUUCUUCGGAUAUCUCUAACUACAGGCCGAUAAGUAUCACCUUUUCUGUAGACUUUUUGGGAAAUUGCUCAAGCCGCACAUUCUCCGCCAUCUGGAUCAAAACAAUG
Ostertagia ostertagi is the source of this 966-nucleotide messenger RNA. The record is from the annotation of a GenBank genome assembly. NCBI's taxonomy places the organism in Eukaryota, Metazoa, Nematoda, Chromadorea, Rhabditida, Trichostrongylidae.